Polypterus senegalus (gray bichir) is the source of this 1519-nucleotide messenger RNA. RefSeq names its product probable E3 ubiquitin-protein ligase RNF217. The transcript has 4 exons. Lineage: Eukaryota; Metazoa; Chordata; Cladistia; Polypteriformes; Polypteridae. The record is from RefSeq and is a predicted model, not a curated record. The coding region runs from base 124 to 876 and encodes 250 amino acids.
CAAAAGCGAAAGCAGCGAUGAUUUAAUUCGAAACCGAAUGUAUUCAAACGGGGGCUUUCCACGUAGCGCAGCCGGGAAAAAUUCUCCAUUGUCAGACUCCCUCGGAGAACCUUCGAUCCUGACAUGUUUUCCUGGCUGAGGUGGUUGUCGGCCGAUCGCUCUGUUUCAGCCUGCCAGAGAUCCACUGCUUUGAAAGUAAAAACCCCCUGUGGUCACAUCAUUAACUCAUCUUUCACUAAGGCAUGGGUGACUUUACAGGUUGACCAGGGAGAUUUUGAGUUCUUCUGUCCACUCUGCCAUGUAGCCUGGCCCUGGAUGGAAAUAAAGCAGCUGUCGGUGUUCACUGCUGAGGAGAUCAAAGCCAUGGAAGGUAAAAAAGCCCGAAUGAACUCAAGCAAUACUCUGCUCAAAAAGUGUCCAGGCUGCAAAUCUUUAUAUAGUAAAGAAAAUCUGAAGACCAACUCCAUCAUAUGUCGACCAUGUUCAACAAGACAGCGGAAGAUCUUCUCAUUCUGCAGUGAUUGCCAGCAGGAAUGGAAAGGCACAUCUCUGCAGGAUGACCUCUGUGGAAACCAAAAUUGUUACAUGCUGUCAUGUCUCCUGUCCUGCCCACUGAUUAGUGAACCAGGUAGCAGGCUGAAUGGUUGUCCGUCUUUCCGGGCAUGUCCUCAGUGUUUUUGCCUCAUUGCACACUCUCUUGUAGGGUGUCCAAAGGUCAUAUGUCCAGAGUGCAAUUACCAUUUCUGUUUCCGGUGUCUCAAAACAUACUGCGCAAUUCCAAAUCUUAUCCUAUUCAUGCAUCCAGAAGACAUGGAUAUCAUCAGAGAUUAUCGGUGCAUUAAAGCACCGAGACAGACAGCUGUGAGAUUGUGCUGAUAUGAAUGUACUUUCCUCUAGUAGCAUUCACUAAAUUAUGAUUUAUCUUCAAGUCCUUUUUUGCUUGCCCCUGCCUGCCAGUUCCCAUUCUGUAGCAGUACAAAUAUGACCGAAAAUAAUAUCCAAAGGGUUAAGGAAAAGCCAGAACACCAGUGAAUUCAAUGAGAUGGCAAGUAAGGAGGUGAGGCCAGUAAAAACCCUUAGAUAAUGUCAGAUAAGCAUUACUUCUUCUUCUAGCUCUCUCUACUGCACACAUUAUUAAAGGUUCUAAUAGGGCAAAUGAUCAUUGAUCAUGGAAGACACAGUUUUGGCCUAGAAGUUAAAUGUACUGCAAAUCAUGGGAGAUCUCCCUUUACUUUAUUACAUUUCUACAUAACCUUCUGAAUUAAAAAGCCAGAACCUAAGGGACACACCUAAAAAAAAACACUUGGAGUUAUCUCCAAGACCAUAGACAUCUACGAGCACUCAAGUCAAUUCACUAUUUCAAACCUUUUUUACAUUAUACUCUCAAGAAUCAAAAAAAAUAACAGAUCAUUGCAUUUUUUUUCUUUCAGCACAGUUAAGAAAAACUUAACAAAAAAUGUCAGAAAACAGAUAUUUCCCAAUUUUUUCCCUCUGGACAAUUAAAGUACUUCUCUGUCUG